CUUUCUUCCCAUCCCAUUCUUCUCUCUUUACUCAUCAUCCUGGGAAUAAAAAAGAAUUAAAGAAAAAAAAGAAAGAAAAAAAUGCCUUCGUCUUCGAUUGUUGUGAUCUCCAAAUGCACAGUCUACCCAGAAUACAAAUCCUCCAACUCCAAAUCCUUAAAGCUCUCAGUUUCGGAUCUUCCCAUGUUGUCUUGCCAGUACAUCCAGAAGGGUGUGUUGUUGUCCCAACCGCCGCUCGACUCCGCCGCCUUAAUCUCUCUCCUCAAGCUCUCUCUCUCUAAGGCGCUGGCCCAUUUCCCGGCCCUCGCCGGCCGUCUCCACACCGACGCCAAAGGCCACGUUUAUAUCCUCUCCAACGAUGAAGGCAUCGACUUUGUGCACGCCAAAGCUCCCCAUCUCUCCGCCGCCGCGCUUCUCCCUUCCCACGCCGACAUUCCGCCGCAAUUUCGGAGCUUUUUCCAGUACGACAAUACCCUGAGCUACGCCGGGCAUUCGAAGCCGUUGAUGGCGAUACAGGUGACGGAGCUGAACGACGCCGUUUUUGUGGGGUGUACGAUGAAUCAUGCGGUCGUGGAUGGGACUUCGUUUUGGAAUUUCUUUAAUACUUACGCGGAAAUUUGCAAGGGGGAGGCGAAGAAGAUUACUAGAGUGCCGGAUUUUGGGCGGGACACCGUGUUUAAUUCUCCGGCGGUUCUUAAGUUCCCCGCCGGCGGGCCGGCGGCAACUUUCUCAGGCGAUGAGCCCAUUCGCGAGAAGAUAUUUCAUUUCACCAGGGAAGCGAUAUUGAAGAUGAAAUUCAGGGCUAAUAACGGGAAACUCUGCAACGGUGAAAACGGAAAACUUAACGGGAAGAUAACGCCCGUUAAUCACGAGCCGGGUUUGCAAAACGGCGCGGCGGCGGCGGCUAAGGCUUCCGAAAUUUCCUCGUUCCAGUCCCUGAGCGCUCAGCUCUGGAGAUCCGUAACCCGCGCCAGGAAACUGGAAUCCAGCAAAACGACGACGUUCCGGAUGGCCAUAAACUGCAGGCACCGGCUCGAGCCGCGGCUCAAGCCGCUGUACUUCGGGAACGCGAUCCAAAGCAUCCCAACCGUCGCUACAGCUGGCGAGCUGUUAUCUCACGACUUGAGCUGGGCCGCCGACAAGCUCCACCGCAAUGUGGUGGCCCACGAUGACGCCACCGUUCGCCGGGGAAUCCAAGAUUGGGAAAACAACCCACGAUUAUUCCCCCUCGGAAACUUCGACGGCGCAAUGAUCACCAUGGGAAGCUCCCCGAGAUUCCCAAUGUACGAUAAUGAUUUCGGGUGGGGCCGACCACUGGCGGUGCGAAGUGGAAUGGCCAAUAAAUUCGACGGCAAGAUCUCCGCCUUCCCCGGCCGUGAAGGCAACGGAAGCGUAGAUCUUGAGGUGGUUUUGGCGCCGGAAACUAUGGCCGGACUGGAGAACGACAUGGAGUACAUGCAAUAUGUUUGUUGAAGACAACAACAAUCCAAUUCCAUCUAUCACUUCAACAUUUAUUAUAUUUUUCUUUAAAUGUACCUUAAGGCUGAUUGUUCUCUCGACAAAACUCCUAUGUAAUAAUGUACGUUGCAUCUAAUAUUUACGUCCAUUUGAAGUCGUGUUCUAUAUGCAUCUAAAUGUCAGAUUAUAUCAAAUAAUAAUAUUUAGAAAUACAUUAUAUUAA
This is a messenger RNA of Ipomoea triloba (trilobed morning glory), 1681 nucleotides long. RefSeq lists its product as uncharacterized. The coding region runs from base 82 to 1473 and encodes 463 amino acids. NCBI's taxonomy places the organism in Eukaryota, Viridiplantae, Streptophyta, Magnoliopsida, Solanales, Convolvulaceae. The record is from RefSeq and is a predicted model, not a curated record. The transcript has a single exon.